AUGCCAAAGAAAGCUCCUUCGUUGAGGUCUUCUACUAGACCUAAACCUCAGCCUGCAUCAACACCAGCGCCGGCGCCGAAGAGACCGCCUCUUAGAACGCCGAGCGCGUCUUACUCCAGACCCCCGCCAAGUCAUCCGCCACCAACGAUAAAGAAUGAGGGACCGUUGAGACCUCCACCUGGAGUAGGCGCUGCGCAAAGAUCAAGAUCUUAUGAAGCUGAAAGUCGGCGACCGCGAUAUCCUCCUUCAUCAAGCCCGAGGCAAUCCUACUAUGAGCGACCGAGGCGUAGGGACUCAGGCUUCAGGUCUGUGUCGCCUCGAGCGAGACCACCUCCACCUGCGCCUGUACAACGAACGCUGAGACGGCGCAUGACGAGAGAUUCAGAUUUGAUGUCGGAAGAUGAGAGUAGGCCUACAUCUCGUCGUAGAUCCCCGACUCCAGAACGACGUCAAAAGUUACGGCCUUAUGGAACUGAAACACCACCGUUCCCACACUCUCCAAAGCCUGCGGUCGCACGUCCGCCAAUGAGGUCUUAUCCGACGGACAGCUCACGGCCUGAUCCAAGGAGACGUCCAUCUUAUGAGCCGCCACCUUCGCCAAGACGUCCGCCCGGGGCGGGGAAAAGGUCGCCCCCGUCAGCGUAUAGACCAGCACCUCAUUUAGCCGCGGACAUGCUGAGAGGCCGACCUCGAUCAAGAGGAGACUCGCCGCUUCGGUCUCAUGAAACGCAUGACUCGGCGACAGGCAGGAGACCCAGCUAUUCCAGCGCUGCAAACUCACAGCCUUCCUCUCGAAGACAUUCUGUCAAGUCUCCAGAGCAAAAGGAGGCCAAACCUGCCGAGAAACCCACGGAAAGUGAACCAAAGAAGAAGGGCUUUGACUUCAUGAAACAUUUCCCUCAAGCUGUCGCUGCCUACGCUGGUAUCGAAGCACUGGGUAAACACGCCGACACAGCCAAAGAAUGGACAGAUUGGUUCAUGAAGCUCCAGAAGACCCCCGAGGAGAUCCAUGAGCUCUCGGCAAAGGCGACAACAGCCAGGGACACCAUCACCCAGAUCCAGAAUACACUCGAGGCACGACCUGACAUUAUUGAGGGAGACGAUGCGAAGCCUAUGAGGAGGCAGAUUGAUGAAGCGAUCAGGAACGCGACAGCCGCACUGGACGAAAUGACUAAGCUUCUUCAAGAGAUUAGCAGUGAUGGGCUUGAGGGGACGAUGUUUGGUGGCCUUGAGGAGUUUUAUAACUCUUACAAGUAUAAGGAUGAGUGGGAGGAGAAGAUCAAACUGGCUGACGGCGAGCUGGAGAAGCAAUUGGCGGCUCUCAGCAAGUUGAUGGUCAACAUUUAUUCGCGCGCUCUGAUGAAACCUGCUCCUCCCGGCCUUAACAGUCCAGUACCACCGCCGGCUCCAGGGCAGUCUUCAGAUUCUCCCGAUGCACGACGGUCAAGUACAGCACAGCCUAGUUCAAAGUCAAGGGCAGGCUCAAUUGACUUGGACCCUCCUCCCGUGGGUCGAUAUCGGAAGUCAGUUGAUGAGGAUGCUGUGAGGUCCGCGCCCUCUGAUGUGUCAACUGAGCCCAAGGUUGAGACUGCGAAGGUCGCGGCGCCGGAGGACAAGCCAAUGCAAUCUGAGAAUGAUACCCUUGAACCUGAGGCUCAGGAGAAUACCUACGGAGCUCCUCCUGAGUCUCCCAAGGGUGUGAAGCUCAAGGUUGACGAUGACCUGACCGAUCUCCCAACACCAUCACCCAAGGCCGAACCUGCACAGCCAGUAGAGGUGUCAAAAGUGCCAGAGGUGCCAUUGAAGAAAGAAGAGCCCACAGGCAUCAAACCCGCGCAACCAACACCAGUGGAAGCUAAGCCCCCAAAGCCACGAGCGCCCAUAGAAGACCCUGAAGAGAUCCUCCUCGACGCAGCAUGGAACGGCGACAUCCAAGCCUGCAACUCCGCCCUCCGCCACGCCUCCCCCUCAACUCGCGACCAAAACGGCUUCACCCCGCUCCAUCUCGCCGCAGAACGCGACCACCUCGCCAUAGCAAUGCUCCUCCUCGACUCCUCCGCGAACCCCAACGCACGCGCCAACGGGGGCCGCACACCCCUCCACCUCGCAGCGCGGUACGCAUCAGCCGCACUCGUAGAACUACUAGUUGACGACGCUCACGCUGACCCUAACGCUCGUACGACGGAUGGGCGCACGCCGUUGCACUAUGCUGCUAGUGUUGCGGAGGAUGGGGAUGAUGAGAAGAGGGAGGUUGUCAGGGUGUUGAGGGAUUGGAAGGCGGAUCCGACGAUGAAGGAUAAUAAGGGGAGGACGGCGAGGGAUGUGGCGCAGAGGAGGGAUUUCUGGGAUGUUUCGGCGACGUUGAGGAGGGCGGAGAAGAGGUGGGAGGAGGAGCAUCAUCAGAAUUGGUUUCAGAGGCAUGGGCUCAAGCGAUGA
Molecule: messenger RNA, 2436 nt
Organism: Fusarium tjaetaba
Lineage: Eukaryota; Fungi; Ascomycota; Sordariomycetes; Hypocreales; Nectriaceae
Exons: 2
Coding region: 1-2436 (811 amino acids)
Molecular function (GO): protein binding
Source: RefSeq, a predicted model, not a curated record